GUCUGUCUCCGGCAGAGCUUUCUGCGCUGUUGCGGCUGUUCAAGCGCCGAGACAGGCAGAACCGGAAAGAAAACAAGGACCGCCCACCGGGUGGCGAGCUGCGGGAGGCGUGGGCAUGGGAGAUGCCGUACUCCUUCGCGCAGCAGCUGCAGGCCACGUGCUUCGCUUCGGGCGCGGCCCAGGAGGCGCUGCAGGCGGUGCGGGACGCGCUGAAUACGAAGCGGUGGCGGUUCCACUGGGGGGAGCUGCAGGCCUCCUGGCGGCGCCUGGUGCUGGACGCGGCGCUGCUGCAGCGCUGCGAGGAGUCCGACUGCCUCCAACUCCUCCGCGCCAGCCGCGGCGCCGCCGGGCCGCUGCCGGGGGAGGUGGAGACGCAGCUGGCGGACUGCCAGGCAGAGUUGCAGCAGCUGCUGUCCUCCGACGCCGUCGAGAUGUCGGCCACGGCUUUCGCCACGUGGCUCGCCCAGCAGCAGCUGCCGUUGGCGCCCGUAACGCUCUUUGCCGCCGCGCGGGUAGAGCCUGACAGCGUUCAGGAGCGCAGGGGUCUGCUGAAGAAGGACAUCUGUGAGGUGCAAGCGGUGGAAGGUUCUGCUGGGGGCUUUGUUCGCUUUGCGAGCGCCUUUCCUUCGGCGCCCAGCCUCAUCCACAUUUGCGCCACAGAGGCCACUUGGACACUGCGGCUCCAAGAUCUCACAGAGAGGGGUAUGACUCUUCAGCUCUCGCCCCUUGAAGUUGGACUUGAUUGGAAGGACGAGCUUCAACUGGUCUACUCCGCCGGAACUUGCACGGGCAUCCUGCACGCAGGGCCGGGCUCGGGAUCGCGCAGCCUCCAGGCCUACUUCAUCCCGCGGCUGUCGCGGGCACCGGAGACGGUGGUGGUGCAGAGCUUUUUGAGGAAAAAGACCCGUGGAACGGAGGGAACGGCGGGAAAGGGAGCGGACACGAGCCCAAGCCCAGAGGUUGUCACUUGUCAGUUGGGCGCCUUCGGCAUAGCUUGCGGCAAGCUGCCGGGGGACGGCCUCUCUUUGCGCUUAGUGCGCCGUGAGGAUGAGGAUGGCAAGGCAGCAAGUGAGGUGCAGCUGGGAGGGGUGGCGUUAGAGCUCAAUGCUUCGGGUGCUGAAGUGCAAGUGAGGGCUCGGUGGUCGCCCACCUUGCCGCGCGUGUCCCGCCCCGGUCCUGCAACUGUGGCAGACGAGGGCGAGUGGCCAGUGGUGGUGGCACGUCCCACAGCCCGAGGCUUCGCAGUGUGGCUGCGCCCGGAGCAGCUUGGGGGCCUGCGCUACGAGGCGCGGUGCGCGGAGCCGCUGCUACACGCGGAGCCGCUGCAGCGCUGGGCGCCGCUGCCGGAGGUGCCCAACGAGGCGCAGGAGGACCGGGCGCUGCGAGACCGGCAGCAGGCUGAGCCGAACGAGGCUCGGGAGAAGCCGGCGAAGCGCACCACGCGAAGCUCGCAAGGCAUCAAGCCGGACCUUGCCGAGGUCCUUCAGUGCAUAGAGACCCUGUAUGUGGACAAGUUGAAGCCUUUCGGCCGAAUCCUGCGAAAGCGUGUGGCUGAACGACAUGUCCAGAACCACGUUGACCGACCUUUCGUUCCAGGUUCAAACUUGGAAUUGCCAGACGUGGAUAUCAAGCACCUGAAAGGAGUGUGCGAAGCCUCUGAUUUGCUAGACAUCUCGCCGGAGGAGGGUGGUGACUGGUCCGCGACCUUCAAGGGCCGCAGUCAGCGCUUCGUGGAUAUCUACAGCCCCUUCGACGACUACUCCCCUGUGGUUUGGCAGGCCGCUAAACAGUAUUUUGAAUGCCUGCCAGAAGAAGAAGCAUUGCUGCCAGGUGGCCGCUACUCCUGCGCACAGGCUCUAGUGCAGCGACACCUGCCCUUCCUCAGCGGCUUCUCCCUCGGAGAGGUCUGCCACCUUGUGCAGCUGGCCAUCUCCAAGCACAAGAUCCUAGGUUACUGUAACGGCGCCGUUGUGCCUUACAGCCGCUCUCAGUCUCGAGUCAAGGAGGAGUGCGCCGAGUCGCAGCAGCCGUGCGCCCAGGCGCCCAAGGAAGACCAAGACAAGGCGCUGUCCUUGGCGUCCCUGGAGAAGGCACGCGAGUGCCUGCGCGAGAUCUUGGAGAAUGCCGAAGUGCCGGGUGUCCAUGGGCCAUCAAUGAUCCCACUGUCCAACGUGAAGCGACUCUUCAGGUCAAGAUACCAAACAGAGCUCAGCGAGACGGCUCUGGGCCACUCAAAGCUUUCGGAGCUCCUGCAAGACCAGCGCUUCUCUGACAUUUGCGAGGUGCAACUGCAGGGCCAAGGCUACAUUGUGGUGCAGAGGGAGAAGAAGCCGAAGGAUCGAGACACAGUGGUGAGGUACACCGGCGGUCCCAUAGGGCCCUCGGAAAGCAAGGAGGACACGGAAGGCCUCGAGAGCCUGGCAGUGGACUGCGCAUUGACGCCUGUUUUAAGCGACAAGUUUGGAGACCGCGAGCUUCGUGAGAUGGACGAGGAUAUGCCGCCGCCAACUCCACUGCAGCCGACACCUUUGGCUUCUCCUGGCACGGCCACGCCCAACACGGCCAGCAGGUGGCCUGUGUACAACCUCUGGCCCUUCCAGAUGCACGCCCACCUUUGGGGCGAAGCGCCACCUCUGCCGCUUGGAGGCAAGAUUUGCACAGAGACCAACCCUGGUGACACAGACAGCACUGCAGACAGCGCACGGUCCGGCGAGCGGCCAGUUCCGCACAGCCCCGCGCCCUCCUCAGGCAACUUGGCGGAGGCGCACAGUCCGGAGGAUGCUCCCAUGAAGGUUGAGCUGAGCAUCCUGCAGCGUAUGCAUGCUGCUGUACCAGAUCUAGACGAGGAGGAACCUCGAGCACGAAUCCCGUUCUGUCCAGGCGAGCCGCUGACGCUGGAGGACGUGUGUGACCGACCGCCCGGGCUGCAACCGGCAGAUCAGGUGAAGAACACCUUCAUCCAUUCAGCUGCCACACCUUUGGUGACGCCCGAACCAGGAGCCUACAGGAGGUCGCAGUCUGUGCCGAAGGAGGUUGGCCAUGGCUGCGGCGAGGCUGAGAUGCCGUCUGGCCAUGACACCUCUUGCGGCGUGGUUCCAUCUCCUGCAUUUCUGCCUCCGCCGACACCGAGCUCCCCUUUGUUCUCUCGAGGCUACGAGGCCAAGCAGCUGGACCACCGUGCGUCGAACAGAGUCAUUCGCUUGGCAGAGUUGAUUUGA
Effrenium voratum is the source of this 3218-nucleotide messenger RNA. The record is from the annotation of a GenBank genome assembly. NCBI's taxonomy places the organism in Eukaryota, Dinophyceae, Suessiales, Symbiodiniaceae.